UAAUAACCCGAUGACAAAUUGACAUCUGUGAAAUUGUUUCACAUUUCUGCGAAUCUGUGACAAAAGUGUUGUCACCUGGAACCGAGAUGUUGAUUACAAGUUCAUCGUGACUCAGACUUACAAUGACUUUAUUACACGCUCAUUUAGACGUAGGCUAAAGUAAACAUUAUAAAAUGACAACAGGGGUAUAAACAUAUGGAUCAGUAGAACUAAAAUGAAGUUGGAUAUAGAGUGAUGAAUUGUUUUCCAUGACAUGACACCUGUUACGAUGAUGCUACCUGCGCGAGUAAUGCUCCUGUGUGUACUUUGCUAUAAAGGCAUGGCUGAGAGUACACAAACACCAUCAACCUCUAGUGUGGCCCAAGGAGUUACAAAUACAUCCACAAUUUUGACUCAAACAGUUGAAAAUGUUUCCAUGACAGCUACUACAUCAGUUAACAAUGUAACGAUAAAGACCCCCUCAUUGUCUGAUAUUGACAAUGUUACCAUGACAACUGUGCUAUCUUCUGUAGUGGACAAUGUUACCAUGACAGCCCCCUCAUCUUCUAAAUUGGAAAAUGUUACUAUGGCGACCACUUUGUCUUUUGAAGGUAAUAAUGUUACCAUGACAGCCACAACUCCAACUGCAUUUCCUACCAAUGGUACAACCCCAAAUAUAUUCCUUAGCAACAGUACAACACCAAAUACAUUCCUUAGCAACAGUACAACCCCAAUUACAUUCCUUAGAAACAAUACAACUGCAAGCACAUUCCUUAGUAACAGUACAACCCCAAGUACAUUCCUUAGCAACGGUACAACCCUUAGUGCAUUCCCUAGCAACAGUACAACCCCAAGUACCUUUCCUAGCAAUAGUACAACCCCAAGUACAUCCCUUAGCAACAGUACAACCCCAAGUACAUUCCUUAGCAACAGUACAACCCCAAAUACAUUCCUUAAUAACAUUACAACACCAAGUACAUUCCUAAGCAACAGUACAACCCCAAGUACAUUCCCUAACAACAAUACAACCCCAAGUACAUUCCCUAGCAAUAGUACAACCCCAAGUACAUUCCCUAACAACAAUACAACCCCAAGUACAUUCCCUAGCAACAGUACAAACCCAAGUGCACCCCUUGCCAAUAGUACAACUGUAAGCUCAUUUCUUAAUCAUUCAAGUGCAGUUCCCUCCACUGGGACAAACAAUGGAGAUUUCAAUUCUACAAUGCCAAGUACAGACAUGCCAACCACUACAGGUGCUACAACAAGCUCAAUUACAACAAACCACUCAAUUACAACAUUAAACUACUCAACUGCAACAGUGAAGUACUCAGCUACAACUGAAUCUUUUUCAAAUGUGACAAUAUUUGACAAUACAACUAGUAUGUAUAAUGCCACAACUAUUGUACCAACUAAUAGUACAAUGCUACUUGGUAACAUUACAACAAUAAGCUAUUAUGCUACAACCCCACCGAGUAAUGAAACAACAACACCGAGUUAUGUUACAACAUCACCAAGUAAUGUUACAACAAGUUAUGCAAUAUCACUACCAAGUAAUGUUACAACACUAUUAAGUAAUGUAACAACAGUACAGAGUGAUGUCACAACAACACCAAGUAAUGUUACAGUUCCACCUAAUAAUAUAACAACACUCAAGAGCAAUUUUACAACACCCAGUAAUGUUACAACACCACCGAGUAAUGUUACAGUUCCACCUAAUAAUAUAACAACACUCAAGAGCAAUUUUACAACACCCAGUAAUGUUACAACACCACCGAGUAAUUUCACAACAUCGCAACCAGGAUUUAUAAUCACUACUGCGCAGUUGAUGAAUACAACAGUUUUUAAUACUACAAGUGUGGAAAUUACAACACAAGCUGUUAAUGUAACAUUGGAAAUUACAACUCCAGUUCUGAAUGCUACUUCAUCAGAGAACAAUACUCAACUGGAAACAACAACAUCUAAGUUGGAAAAUACAACAUAUUAUCCAUAUAUAAAUACAACAGUUUUACCAGUGAAUAUCACUACUCAAAGUAUGAAUGUUACAAAUGGUACAAUAAUAAAGGAAUCUACAACACUUGAUUUUACAACAAUUCCUAAUACAACAUUGAUAGUGACUACAACAGUUUUGGAAAAUACAACAUUACCAAUGGUAAUUACAACAAAAACCCAGUCAGAGGAAUCUACAAGUGCUGUACCAACAACAGAAAUAACAACUGAGAAGGCAACUACAACAACUGAGAAGGCAAUUACAACUAAAACCCCAACUACAACAACCAGACAACCUACAACACAGAGUACAACAAUGGAAAUUACAACACACCAGGAAACAACAACACCUGUAAUCACAACCCCUACAACACCAACGGAGACAACAACUAUUACAACAAAACCAAAUGUUACAACAUCAACCACAACAGCUGUGCCAAAUACUUCAACAGUAACACCUGCACCAGUUACUACAUCAACAUCUGUUCCUGAUACAACAUCAACAGCUGUAGGUGCUAAUACAACAGCAACAUCUGUAUCUAAUACAACUGCAUCAAGUAAUGGAUCUAAUACAGAACUACCAUUAUGGAAACAGCAAGUGUUUGUGAACUACACAGAUUGGGCUGGAACAUAUAUCUACCAAGCCAAGCCAUACAGAUUCACUCUCCAUGUGCAGGGGAGUGAAACUGCAGACUAUGAUACAGAUGGGGACAUUCAUGCUCGUUUUAAUGACGGAGAAGCAGUUCUGGAAUUGAGAGGAAGUUGGACACCUAAUCAGACCCCACUAGAGAGCAUGCCAAAGCCUUUAACAGGUCAACAAUUUCCUUCUAAGCUGGUCUUCACAGUCAAGAAAGUUGUUACUCCAAGCGAGAAAAUCAAGAGUGUUUAUUGGUCAAUUAUUGGUGAUGUCAUCACGCAAGACGGGAACUUGACAUAUGCAGGAAUUGUCCAGACUAAUACAACUGGCUUUGGCAACCUUACUAUGCAGCCUUAUACAGAUGAGCCAGUAACACCUCUGCCUUCAAGUACUAAGGACUCAAAUAGAACUCUAACAAUCGUACUUGCAGUCACAAUUCCCAUAAUCAUUGUCUUGCUCAUUUGCAUAAUUAUCGUCUGCUUAAUGCGAAAAAGAGGCUAUUGUAUCCGGGCACCAAAAGAGCGUCAAACAAUAGGAUUUGAAAAUCCUGUGUAUGAAUUCGCAAAUGCAAGUGAAAUGAAUCAUUCACACCCUUUGUGGUAGUCUUGUAAGUUUCUCCCUUAGGAGUCAAUGGGAGAUAGGUCAAAGUGACCUCAACAAUAGCUGGAUCAAGAGACAUUUUCAGUAAAUUCCUGCCAUCUUUAGGUGAACCAAAGAAACUAAGUAAUAUA
This is a messenger RNA of Owenia fusiformis, 3333 nucleotides long. The record is from the annotation of a GenBank genome assembly. Lineage: Eukaryota; Metazoa; Annelida; Polychaeta; Sabellida; Oweniidae.